Messenger RNA from Penicillium verhagenii, 1128 nucleotides. RefSeq names its product short chain dehydrogenase/reductase family protein. Bases 1 to 1128 code for a protein of 375 amino acids. The record is from RefSeq and is a predicted model, not a curated record. NCBI's taxonomy places the organism in Eukaryota, Fungi, Ascomycota, Eurotiomycetes, Eurotiales, Aspergillaceae. The transcript is spliced from 5 exons.
AUGGAUAACCACCCUUCUCCCGAUUUUCGCGGGCAACAGUUCCCAUCGCAUCACGAGCCAAGAGUAUGGCUAAUCACCGCCGGAGACUCGCCGAUUGGCAUCUCAGUCGCGCGGCAGGUCCUUGCGCAUGGUGAUUGCGUUUUGCUGGGACUAGCGCAUACAGUUUUGGAACGAGAUCAGCGCCGUCGAGAUGGAUUCGAAGCCUUUCAAGCCGAGAUAGAUGAGGAAGGAUGGACGGACCGCAUGAAAGCGGUUCCUCUGGAUAUCAGAAUGAUGGGCGAAUGUCAAGCAGUUGUUGCGGAAGCGACUGCAACAUUCGGUCGCGUAGAUUUGCUUCUGUGCUGCACAAGUCAAGCUUUAAUUGGUACUGUCGAAGAGCUGUCAGCUUCAGCGCAAACCUUGAACCUUGUCCGCGAUCAAUUCGAGAUCAACUACUUCGGUCCCCUCAAUAUAAUCAAAGCCGCAUUGCCCCACAUGAGGAGAGAGAGCAGUGGACAUGUUAUGAUUCUCUCUGGGAUCACGGCGCAUAUCGGCACACCUGGCCUGGGAAUGUACUGCGCAGCCGGCUGGGCCCUUGAAGGAUUUUGCGAUAGCCUCGCGUUCGAAGUCGCACCUUUCAACAUCAAAGUCACCAUCUUUCAAUGCAGCAUUGAAAUCGGUAUUCUCACCAACCUCGUCACCAGUGUCCCGCCCAUCUUCCCCGCAUAUUCACCAUCAAAUAACAGCGCGCCACUCUUCCGAGGGAUACUCAACCACCUUGUCCCUCAACUUCCAGGCGCCCAAUCUGAGGGCGUACGAAACCAAUCUACCUCAUCCCAACGAAGUGACCCGGAGAACACAAGAGUAAGCUCAAUCGAGAAUGGCCCAUUCUCUGCCCCAGAAGUCGUCUCUAUGCACCCGCCGUUAAGCUCGGCGCACUUGGAGGUUCUGGUUUCAGAGACUGUAUAUGCCAUUACAUCUAUUGGUGGCCAUCCGAAUCCGCCAUCCCGCCAUAUUGUGGGACAAGAGGGUGUUGCCAGUGUCAAGGAAAAAUUAAAGACCGUCAGUGAGGAGCUAGAAGACUUCAUUCAGGCCAGUUUUGCGGUCGAUGUUGCGGCAAACUCGGAUCCCAUGCCGCCAAUCGGAUAA